Molecule: messenger RNA, 985 nt
Organism: Pantherophis guttatus
Lineage: Eukaryota; Metazoa; Chordata; Lepidosauria; Squamata; Colubridae
Source: RefSeq, a predicted model, not a curated record
GCCAGGAGGAGGAGGGGGCGGCGUGGGGGGCGCCCCGGCCUCCCUGCUCUGCCCCUCCGGCUGGCCCGGCCCCCCCGCGCCCAAGAUGAUCCCCCACUUCUCGGCCGACGCCGUCAUCUCCCAGAACGCCAUCAACCAGCUCAUCAGCGAAAGCUUUCUCACGGUCAAAGGCGCUGCCCUCUUCCUGCCCCGCGGAAAUGGGUCCUCCACCCCCAGGGUCAACCACCGGCGGAACAAGCACGCAGGAGACCUUCAACAACACCUCCAAGCCAUGUUCAUGCUCCUUCGACCUGAGGACUACAUCCGACUGGCGGUGAGACUGGAAAGCAGCUAUCAAAACCGCACCCGUUACAUGGUGGUGGUCUCGACGAAUGGCCGGCAGGACACGGAGGAGAGCAUCGUCCUGGGGGUGGACUUCUCGUCUAAUGACAGCACCGUUUGCACCAUGGGGCUGGUCCUGCCGCUCUGGAGCGAUGCCCUCAUCCAUUUGGACGGCGAUGGGGGCUUCAGCGUUUCCACCGACAACCGGAUCCACAUCUUCAAACCGGUGUCCGUGCAGGCGAUGUGGUCUGCCUUGCAGAGCCUCCACAAAGCCUGCGAAGUGUCCCGGAUCCACAACUACUACCCCGGCAGCCUUUUCCUCACCUGGGUCAGCUACUAUGAGAGCCACAUCAAUUCCGACCAGUCCUCGGUCAACGAGUGGAACGCCAUGCAAGAUGUCCAGUCCCACCGUCCGGAUUCCCCGGCACUCUUUACGGACGUCCCCACGGAGCGCGAGCGGACGGAGCGCCUGAUCAAGACCAAACUCAGAGAGAUUAUGAUGCAGAAAGAUCUGGAGAACAUCACCUCCAAGGAGAUCCGAACGGAGCUGGAAAUGCAGAUGGCGUGCAACCUGCGCGAAUUUAAGGAAUUCAUCGAUAACGAAAUGAUCGUCAUUCUGGGCCAGAUGGACAGCCCCACCCAGAUCUUUGACCACGUCUUUCUG